Messenger RNA from Metarhizium album ARSEF 1941, 1389 nucleotides. Its product is annotated as Pyridine nucleotide-disulfide oxidoreductase, FAD/NAD(P)-binding domain protein. The transcript has a single exon. Gene Ontology annotation, molecular function: NADH dehydrogenase activity. The record is from RefSeq and is a predicted model, not a curated record. Lineage: Eukaryota; Fungi; Ascomycota; Sordariomycetes; Hypocreales; Clavicipitaceae. Bases 1 to 1389 code for a protein of 462 amino acids.
AUGCAAGCAUACAGUCGAAAACAACAUACUCAAAGCAUACCAGCUCCCAAUAACAAAGAAAGAGUCGUCAUACUCGGUUCCGGCUGGGCCGGCUACGCAGCCGCCCGCACCCUCUCCCCUUCGAGAGCCACGCGCAUCCUCGUCUCCCCUCGAUCACACUUCGCAUUUACUCCUCUUCUCGCGUCGACAGCCGUAGGGACCCUUGAGUUCCGUGCAGCCAUUGAGCCGGUUCGUCGGCUCGGCCUCGACGAGUUCCACCAAGCAUGGGCGUCCAGCAUCGACUUCAAGAACAAAACGAUUCGCGUGGAAGCCAAUGAGCGCGGAGACGUCAGUGCCUCCACCAACAGGCCCGAAAUCAAAGGGGAAGAAUUCGACGUCGAGUAUGACAAGCUUGUCAUUGCCGUGGGUUGCUACAGUCAGACUUUUGGCAUCGAGGGCGUCAAAGAGCACGCCAAUUUCUUGAGAGACGUUGGCGAUGCGCGGGCCAUCCGACUGCAAGUCCUGCAGGCCUUUGAGACGGCAGACCUGCCGACGGCCAGUGAUGAGGAGAGGAGGAGGCUGUUGCAUUUUGCAGUGGUGGGCGGCGGGCCGACGGGGAUUGAGUUUGCCGCAGAACUCCACGACUUAAUCAAGGAUGACUUGUCGAGGAUGUACCCCACGUUGCAGAAGCAUUGUGCCAUUACCGUAUACGAUAUCGCGCCAAAAGUGCUGCCUAUGUUUGACAGUAAGCUGGCUGCCUAUGCGACUGAGACGUUCAAGAGACAGGGCAUUCGAGUCAAGACGGAGCACCAUCUCACCCGUAUCCGUCGACAAGGACACUACUUGAUGCUGCGGAUCAAGGAAGAGCCAGUGGAGGUUGGCGCCGGCAUUGUCGUCUGGAGCACAGGCCUCAUGCAGAACCCGCUGGUCAGGACGCUCGUGGAGUCGGAUAUCGAGGGAAUGGGCAAGAUUGCAAAGGAUCCCCGAACAGGCGGUAUCGUCACCAACUCGAACCUCCAGGUCCAACUGCAAGGCUCCGGAGAUGGGUCGAAGACAACCACGUUGAAGGACGUAUACGCCGUUGGCGAUUGUACCUCCGUCCAGGGCGCGAGUUACCCUGCCACGGCACAAGUCGCCAGUCAACAAGCUGUGUACUUGGCGAAGCAGCUGAACAAGGGCGAGGUGGAAGUCUCGAAGCCGUUCAAGUUUAGGAACUGGGGCGUCAUGACAUAUUUGGGGAGUUGGAGGGCGAUUCACCAGAGCGAGGCCGAUAAUCUGAGGGGAUGGGCGGCGUGGGUUCUUUGGCGCACGGCGUAUUUGACGAGGAGUAUGAGUGUGCGGAACAAGAUUUUGAUUCCGGUAUACUGGGUCAUCACCUGGAUUUUCGGAAGGGACAUUUCGAGAUUCUGA